Oryzias latipes (Japanese medaka) is the source of this 2337-nucleotide messenger RNA. RefSeq names its product xeroderma pigmentosum, complementation group A (gene xpa). The record is from RefSeq and is a predicted model, not a curated record. Gene Ontology annotation, molecular function: damaged DNA binding. Gene Ontology annotation, cellular component: nucleotide-excision repair factor 1 complex. Gene Ontology annotation, biological process: base-excision repair; UV-damage excision repair; nucleotide-excision repair involved in interstrand cross-link repair. Lineage: Eukaryota; Metazoa; Chordata; Actinopteri; Beloniformes; Adrianichthyidae.
CGCAUGUUGUUCCUCCUCCGCACCAGCAGGUGGCAGCAGUCAAACCCACGCGGGGUUCGGAGAGGAAGAAAGUUCGGUGCCGGAAGCUCUGAAGUCUCAUUUAGUAAACAGACACUUUCUGUCCACUUUAUCCCGGCUAUGGACCCGCCCGAGUCACAAGGACCUGAUGGCUGCGCACUCGGUCCAGAACCGAACCCCGAACCCGAGCUUUCUGCCGCGAUGCGGGCUAAAAUCGAACGGAACCGACAGCGGGCGUUGAUGCUCCGGCAAGCCCGCCUGGCGAGUCGCCCCUCGGCCGCUGUAGAAGGCGGGACGUCCGCCAAAGUGUCCAGAACCAUCGACUCCGGGGCGGGCUUCUUCAUCGAUGAGGAGGAGGAGGGAGGAGGGGGAGGGGAGGGGAAGUCCAGGACGGUGGUGCAGGAACCAGCCCCCGUGAUUGAACCCGAGUACCUGCUGUGUGACGACUGUCAGAAGCCUUUCAUGGACUCGGUCCUCAGCAACAGCUUUGACUUGUCUGUGUGCGACAAGUGCAGAGACACGGAGGGAAAGCAUAAGCUGAUCUCCAGAACUGAAGCUAAGCAGCGUUACCUCCUGAAGGACUGUGACCUCGACAAGAGAGAGCCGCCGCUCCGGUUCAUCCUGAAGAAGAACCCUCACAACCCACGCUGGGGCGAUAUGAAGCUCUACCUGCAGUUACAGGCAGAGAAAAGGGCUCUGGAGGUCUGGGGUUCUGAGGAGGCAGUGGAGGAAGCCAGGGAGGCCAGGGAGGAGAACCGGGAGGUGCAGAAACAGAAACGCUUCAACAAGAAGGUCAAAGAGCUGCGCAGGGCCGUGAGGAGCAGCGUGUGGACCAAGAACACCAGCGGCCACCAGCAUGAGUACGGCCCGGAGGAGGUGCUGGACCCUGAGGACGACCUUUACAGAAAGACCUGCACCAGCUGUGGACAUGAAGUGACUUUUGAGAAGAUGUAGCCUCAGAGUCGGCGUUCCCACUGCAGGAACCUCACAGGUGAUGGGAACAGAAAGACCUGAGAACAAUAUUGUGAAUUGAUUCAGGGAUGGACGUUCAUUCUUUGGAGCCCUUUGGCUUAGUGAAGCAUUCAUGAUUAAAUGAAAUGAAACAUUCAACUUUAGUUUCUGUUGCUCAACCUAUUAAAGGAACCCUGGUCAUCAGAGUCACAGCUGCAGCGGUCCACAUGCAUUAGAAGCCACUCCUUGUGAAGACAUUGUCCACCAUGUCAGGUUUGAAGACCCGGUUCAGUUCCAUUCCCCAAUCUGGAUUCAGACCAGUUCUAAUGGGUCAGACUGAGACUGCCUUCAAGACCCUGUCAGUCCAAGGUUUCUGGGUGUCCUUAGUCGUUUGUGUUUUAGACCGGGAUCCUGCUGGAAGGCCCGUGGCCUUCAGAACCAUCUUUCUGUCAGGUUCAGAGCACUGUCUAGUGGGUCUAGAUGACCCAGUCCCAACAUUAAAGUGUCUGGGACAACACAAGGGUUACAAAACGUUUUCGAAAUUCUGACUUCAUUAGCGGUGUACAAAGAAAAUACACAUUUCCACACAAUCCUGAUGACAACGCUUCGUUUCCUAACAGCAUAGAGCAAACGUUGCUGAGUGUGGACUCUUUUUAUAAUUCUGACUCAAGAAUUUCUCAAAUGUUCUGUUUGCACAAACAUUUAACUUUCAGUUCGUCUGCAGAGAGAUUCCCCUUUCAGUGACUCGCUUUUGAAAUCCUGACAUCACUUCCUUCUGCUUUACCCCCGUCAGUGCAUGGGGGCUUUUUUGACCCAAACCUGGGGGAUUUUAAUGCUUUCACUUUCUCCCGAGUCCUCUGACUGAAUAGAGCUCAGGAGGGAAAUGUGGGGAAACCGUUAUGUGUCAAAUGAAAUGUGGAAGCAAGAACAUCAGCGGGAAUAGAGUCAGCGCUUUGUUGAGGAGAUUCAAGGUGAAGACGGAGGUCUGCUUCCAGAGGCUGUCUUCACAGCUCCCCCUCAUUCUGCUCCUCAGGCCUGUGGAUUUCUGAUAACUGAGGUCAGAAGUCACAUAUUCAUCAAAGAUGGUUCUGAAAUGUGCUUCUUAAAUGCUUUUAUUUCAUGGCGUCAGAAUCCGGAGAUGAAUCGUUGGACAGUAGAAUCUCAUUUUACAUCUGGAAGAAUGUAGAACGUCUUUUUCCCCUUUUAAACUGAAUUGGAGUGAAACGUAUCCGUUUUUACAGACUCUUCACAUGGUGUACAUAUUUAUGUGUGUGUAUCUAAGACUAAAACUUUUCUUAACAAAAGUUCACUUUAAAAACAAAAUUUGGACUGAAUUUUCAGUGGCAAUAAAUGUCUUUUUAAACAGAA